Molecule: messenger RNA, 6443 nt
Organism: Scatophagus argus
Lineage: Eukaryota; Metazoa; Chordata; Actinopteri; Scatophagidae
Gene: ripor3
Product: RIPOR family member 3
Exons: 26
Coding region: 438-3518 (1026 amino acids)
Source: RefSeq, a predicted model, not a curated record
CCAGAACUCCUCCCCCUCCUCCUCAUUUUACAUCACAGAAAACCAGAAGACAGAACCAGACUGAGAGACGUGUUGGGGCAGAGGAAGACUCAGGCUCAGUGACGUCUCUUCAUCUGUCUGUGUGUUCUCUGCAGAGACAGAAACCCAAUGAGACAGAGACAGAUGAAGAGAGACAGACAGCAGAGAUCCUCCUCUCAGCUGUGAAAAGCUGCAGAGACACUCACACAGAGACGAGCUUUAGACUUCAGAAAAAGACGAGCGUGUGGAGACACGUGACGUCCACACUGGGUUCAGAUCAGGUGGAAACAGACAGUGAAGGACGUGUCAGUGAUCUGUCGACAUUUGUCUCAUAGUGUCCUUUAGGGCGUUCAGCGGCAAUGAAGUGACCCCGCGAGGACGACCUCACAGCUUCCAUUGGACGAAAGACGACAGCAGAGAUGUCGGUGAAGCUGCGAUUCGACUCUCCCUCAGAUGGAGGUUUGGUCCACAGGAGCCGCUCCUUCACCGGGUUCAGCUCCGUGACUGGACGACGGCGGCCAUCCUCUACCCCGAACUCUCUCCGCUCCAAAGCCAUGAUGGGAGGCAAAUCUCCCAGGAUGCACCUGUCUCCCAGCAGAGGGGGAGGAGCUAACUGGUCUCUGCAGCCGGAUCAGGUCGACAGGGUCUUCCUGGCGCUACGCAAAGGACUCAAGGAGCUCCUGGAGGGUCACCACGCAGAGAUGGACUUCCUGUCGUCACAGCAGAGGGAGACCAAGAGAAACUCCAGACUGGCUUUCCUCUAUGACCUGGAGAAGGAGAUAAGAGCGUUGGAGAGAUACAUACGAAGAUUAGAGUUUCAAAUCAGCAAGGUGGAGGAGCUCUACGAGACGUACUGCAUCCAGUGGAGGUUGUGUCAGGGAGCGGUCAACAUGAAGAGAGCCUUCUCACUGUCUCCGUCCACCAGAGCGUCCAGAGAGAGUCUGCUGGAGCUCAAUCGCAACCACAGACACAGCCUGCAGGACAUGACGGCGAUGGAAGGAGAGCUCGAAAUCCUCCUCGGGGAGCUGCACAUCAAAAUGAAAGGUCUGAUUGGCUUCGCACGGCUCUGCCCUGGAGACCAAUACGAGGUGGUGGUGCGGUUGGGCCGCCAGCGAUGGAGGAUCCGAGGCAGGAUCGAAUCGGACGACACACAGUCCUGGGAUCAAGAGGAGACGUUCUUCCUCCCACACAUACACCACAACUUUGAGAUCAAGGUGAUGGAGGCAAAGGGUCUCGGUUGGCUGCUCGUCGGCAUGGUGACGUGUGCGAGCGUAGACUUCUUUGUGGCGAAGCCGCAGCUGAUGCUGGUGGACAUCACGGAGCUGGGAACCAUCAAACUGCAGCUGGAAGUCACCUGGAAUCCGUUUGACAGCUCUGAGAAGAUGAGGCCGCUGUCUGUCAGCAGGCAGUCGGUGUCCAGCAGGAAGAGCUCAGUUUACAGCUGGACGGCGCCCAGCACCCCCUCCUUCACCGAGAAAUACUUCAUAUCGAUGGUGCGCGAGCUGCGGGAUCGAGAGGGUUCCCUCCCGUCUCUGGUGUCUAAACAUCAACACAACAGAGGAGGCGUGUCUCUGCUCAGCUACCUGUCCGACCACUCGCACACGGCCAUCACACCUGUGCACAGCGCUCAGAGCCCCUACACCCUCAGUCUCCAGCGGACCAACAGCUUUCCCUCCAACCCCAGUCGAGGCACGAGUCUGGGAGGGAGCCAGACCCAGCUGUCCCUCGGGGAGGACGGAUCCCUGGAGGUCUCUGCAGAGGGCGGGAGGAGGAGGAUUGAUGAAAAGGAUGGAGAGGAGGAGGAGGAGGAAGAGGAGGGGUGGGGAAGCGUGUUAGAUACUCAGUCUACACCUGCGGAGAGUAAAACAGGCUCCCUGCUGGCUCUACAGAUGUCCAGCACUCCUGACAUCCUCAGAAAGAACACAGCAGGAGAAGCAGAGCCUGAGACACACAGAGCAGCCCUGAGACCGGACGCUGUCAGCGUUCAGGACUCCCCGGAUCGUCAGUCAUAUUCUGCCCGCGGCUCGCCCUCACCCGCUGCUCAGCCCCCUGCUGUCACCCCAUCCUCGCCCACGGCUGCUGCUCCGGCCCAGGGGAGGCCCGGGGCGAGCGGCGCCCAGCGAAGGGCCCAGGCCCUCAAGCUGGGAGCCCUGAUCGCAGAGCUGGAGAAGACGUUACAGAACCAGAGCUGCUCUGAGAAGGAGCUGAGAUCCCUGGACCACCACAUACUGCACCUGGCUACCAUACUGAAGAACGACCUCUCUCUGCUGAGAAGCUCAUCAUCAGAGGAAACUCUGGCCGUGGAGGAAGUCCUCGGCAGCUUUGACUUCCUGUCACAUGACUUCAGCGCAGAUGAUGACACGUCCUGUUUGGGUAGCAUGAGAUUAAAAGACAGCGGCAUCAGUUCCUUCCAGCAGAGCACUCGAAGGAGUCUCGGCAUCUUCUCCCAGAACAGCCAAUCAGCUUCUGAGGAAGAGCUGGUCAUCACCCCUCUGACCUCUGGGAACUGGGGUCUUGACCAGGCUCUUGAGACUCACCUGGAUAUUUGUUGCAUCCUGCUACAGAUGGCGAGAACGACUGACUUCAGCCCAUCCAGGAGGGAACUGCUGGAGGAAAUGGCUCUCCAAGCCGAAGUGCUGGACAAAGUGAGCUGCCUGCUGCUGGAGAAGAACAACAUCUCUGCCAGCGACAUCCUGCCGAAGGCCCAGAGAACGAGGGAUGUGCUGCUGUUCUGGGAGGAGUGCGUGAGCGACAGCAGCUCUCCUUUCUGUUGCCAUGCCGACAGCUUCUCCAGGACGCUAAAGAAACGUUACACCCACAAAGUGAAGGCCAAGCAGCCCGGCCAGUCAGAAAAAGUGUUUUCUCAGCUCCUGCAGCAGCUCCAGACGCCCUGUCGGGUGGUGCCCAGCACUCGGCCGCUCUGCAGCCCAGAGAGGAUCACCCUCUUCCAGCUCUCAGUGUAUCUGAACCGCUGGAGCAUCCGGGAGCUGGGAGAGCACAUCUCACGCCUCUCCAGAGAAGAGUACAUCCUGUCAGCCCUGAGGAGCCCCAAAAGGAGGCGGGCUUUAAAUAAGCUGAGGGGGCGGUCCAUCACAGAGCUCCUCCCACUGGGCUGCACACUGCAGACUCUGGCCAUCCUGCAGAUCGACUCCAACCACAAAGUCUGUAAAGCUGCAUCCAACUGUCUCUGCAGAGCAGCAGGCUGCAAGGCCUUCAGGAGUAAGGCGGUUGUUUACUACACAGAGAGUUUGAAAAGCACUGAUGUUCAGAUCCAACAUGGCUCCUGUCUGGCUCUUAAAUGCCUCAGAGCAACAGAGAGUGUGGAUCACAUAGCAGAUUUAUGGAGGUCAGCAGAUGAAGAUCUUCGCAGUGCUGCUAGAGAGACCGUCCUCUCCUUUGGUAAAAAGGGCCACCUGGCCUUCCAGAGGAUGGAGCAGCUGUACGCUGAGAUGGAGGAGGAGACUUAUCAGAACCAGGAGACUGAGAUUACUUUUCUAUAAGAAACCUGUCAGGAUCUAAAACAGGCAGAGGGGGUUUGUUUAGGGCCCGACAUGAAGAGUCUCAGUGAUCCUGACCGUCAGGGAGAGAGACUGGAUCAACACAAAGCUCUUGUCUGAGCUGGAUUAAGCUUAUGAGGCACAAACUUUAUGAUUUUGUUUGAAGAAAUCUGUGGUGCCUUCAUCACAAAUACCAAAGAGACGAGUGCAGAAGAAGACUUAAAGAUGGUGACUCUAACUUUCUAUGGGUGGAUCACUAAAUCACUCACUGUCAUUUUGCUCUCGAGCUCCGAUUUGCUUCAUCCUGCGACCAGAGACUUUACUGACAUUGUGAAUUUAUUUUGGUCAAAUUUGUAACCCUAAACCUGCUAAGACUCCUUGUGCAGCUUUAAGAUUAUUUCUGCUUUUCCAUUGCUGGGAUUUACUUUCAUUAACAUGGUUGUUUUAUUGGAAAAUGAAAGAGAGAUGUGUUAUUAUUUCACAUAAUGUGAAAAGUGUGCGAUUAUGAGUAAAUCUAAAACGUCAGGUGAACAUUACACCCAAGGGACCAAAUAAAUCCCCAUUAACAGGCCCAAAGAGGAGUCUACAAAUCUACCUGCGGCAGGUUACCUUUUUUCUCUGAGUUGUCACAAAUGUCCUUUUCAUGAGCUUUUGAAUGUUUCAGAAAAUGACUGCUGAAAUGUUUCACAAACAGGACCUGUGACAUUCAGGGACACCAAAGGAUUACAGUACAAACAAGUCAGGCAGGCAGCCAAAACAGCAUUUAUGAGAUUUUAUCCUGCUCUCCUAAAUCUCCUGAUUCGCAGAUGAUGGUUAUCUGCUCCUGAACGCAUAGUGAGAUACGAAUGUGCAUGGAUUUGGCUUGAAGGAGGUGAUGAUCCUGAGGACCAGUCUUAUUACUGCCUGAUAAAGAACAGCAACACAUCAUGAGGGUGCAAAACACACUGACUACUGGUGAUGACUUACUGAAUUAACACAGGAUGUGUCAUGCAGUCAUGUUACUCACCAUUAAGAAUUUAUCAAGUCAUCAAUAUGUACAUGAUGUGAUGCCUUCUGGUGUGAGUUAUGGAGCUUUGGAGAUGUCUGCCUCCUCUAAUAGUGUUACUGAAUUUCCUUAAAUCCUCCUGUCCUUUGACCAGUUAUUCCACGUUUGUCUCACUGCUGAAAGGACUCAGCAGCUUGUAUCAUCAGUGAGACGCAGCAAGGUGCUGCCCUCUGCUGGCUGUUUAACUAAACUGAGGUUUGGGAAGGGUCCUGACCCGAGGAUGCUUUCACUUGCCACAGAGUUGAUUUGGCUGUGGUUAUACUGACCUGAGACCUCUCUGACUGGGAUAUUUAAGGAAUGUUUGGGAGGUCAAUACAGUGGCAUGAGAAGAAGUGAGGUUUUUCUUUAGCCUUGAUAGCUCAACACAGGUCAACUCCGCAUUGUGUUGAGGAAAGAUUUUAGUGUAUGAAAUGUGCCAGAGAUUUAUCAAAUUACAUCACUUUCCUCUCCCAGCAUUGUGAGAUAUAAAGCGUGGAAUCAAUAUUCUCAGCUCAUACCAAAGCUCUCAGGCUGGAAAGCACAUCUUGAACCAAUUGAACCCCACGAUUGAAAUCUCACUCUCAAGGGAUGCUAUAAUGUAGAACAGCAAGGCAAGACACCGUUCGUCCUGUUCUUCUUUAAGAUAACCAGAUGCAGAGUCAGAUUGUUUUAGCGCCCUCUGACCAGCUGGUUCAGACAAUAACUUAUGAGAGGCAUUUCAAAGUUAUGUUUGUGUACGUUUUUAAACUUAACAUAUUUACAAAUUUGUCUCAGAAUAAAUCUGAUUUGGUUCCAGAAGAAAUGAUGUAAAACCAGCUAUUUGUUUUUGUUCAGUAAUAUUUGCAAACUGAGCAGCUGAGAGACACUGAGGCUACACUGGUCCCGUUUUUCCAGCUGCUGUUUGCUGCAAAGCUGGAUGUAUGAGUCGGACUGGUUGCUGUCAGCACUGUUUCCAUGCAAAGAGAGACAAGAAAAGGCAGUAGGAAAGUAGAGCUGAGAGAGUUUUGAGAGAGAAGUGGAAAGGUAAGACAACAGGAGGGUAGAGGAAGGAUUCAAGGCAAACGUGUAGGGACACCACCUUAACAACAGUCACCUUAGCUGCUUUGUGAUGCUACACAGCAGUUCUUUGAGCUAAAUGCUAACAUUAGCAUGCUGACACGCACACACUGAUGUUAUUUUACGCACAUAUAUUGUUUACAAGGUUCACCGUGCUAACAUUUGCUAAUUAAGCUAAACUACAGCUGAUCCUGAUGGACACCGUUAGCUUUGCAUUUAGUCAAAAAGCAAAGUUUUGGACAUGUAAAUAUUCCCAUUUUUAUCUGAUGAUGAUGCUAAAUGAAAAAGUUUUUCUUUGUUUUUCUAAACCCGGGCUCUGUGUUCACAUGUUUUGUUAUGUAAAUGAUUCAAACUCACCUAUAGUGUUUUGAGUUGGUCCAGCAGAUCACCUCAGCUAGCACGCUGCAACGUAAGCCUUCGGGGCAACUCCGACCGUCAACGUAAUGUCCUCUAAAAGUGCUUUUUCUUCCUCUCACAGGCUGGGAUUGUUAGUCAGCGUGUCUGACAUUACAGAGAGGGUCCCUACAGAGAGACACCUGUUUUUGUUAGAGAGUAAAAUCCCUUUUGUUUAAUAAAAAAACACAAGUCUCGCUCAGGGAGAAAUCUCGCAGCUCUCUCGCGAGAGUUGCGUUACAGCUAAAUAUUCCGCCGUAACGUCGGAAAUGAAUUCUUGCCGUCAGUUAAACGGAGUUGAGAUUCGUCUUUUUAACUUUCGCACUUUGAGUCCAUAUACGAGACUUGUAAAUUAUCGUCAGUGGAUGUACAUCGCUUACAGAAAUGUGUUAGUGAGACGGAAGUGCACUCGAGAAAAAGGAAGCUUUUCAUUUAUGUGAACAUUAAAAGAACUC